Bombina bombina (fire-bellied toad) is the source of this 1901-nucleotide messenger RNA. RefSeq names its product myotubularin related protein 2 (gene MTMR2). Lineage: Eukaryota; Metazoa; Chordata; Amphibia; Anura; Bombinatoridae. The transcript has 14 exons. Gene Ontology annotation, biological process: dephosphorylation. Gene Ontology annotation, molecular function: phosphatidylinositol-3,5-bisphosphate 3-phosphatase activity. The coding region runs from base 119 to 1828 and encodes 569 amino acids. The record is from RefSeq and is a predicted model, not a curated record.
GGAACCCGGAUGCAAGCACAGCCUGGGAAGGUGGCUGCAACUCUCAGUGCUCAAAUCACUGAGUAACAGAAAGCAGAGCAGACAGCAGGUUUAACCAGAACAAUAUACAUUCUGUGAGAUGGAGGAGCUUUUGCUGUUACCAGGGGAAUCCGUCAAAGACAUAGCUAAAGAUUUUACUUACAUAUGUCCUUUCACCGGAGCUAUUCAUGGAAGUUUAACAGUUACAAACUACAGAUUAUAUUUCAAAAGUUUGGAAAGGGAUCGUCAUUUAAUUCUGGAUGCCCCACUGGGCAUUGUCACUAGAAUAGAAAGAAUUGGAGGAGCAUCCACCCAUGGGGAAAAUUCACAUGGCUUAGAAAUUGUGUGCAAGGAUAUGCGUAAUAUACGAUUUACCUACAAACAAGAUGCACGUACUCGUAAAUCUAUAGUGGAAAAUCUCGUCAAGUAUGCCUUCCCGCUAAAUCACAACGUGCCUGUUUUUGCUUUUGAAUACAAAGAGAUAUUCCCUGAAAAUGGCUGGAAGGUGUAUGAUCCCAUUUUAGAAUAUAGGCGACAGGGAAUUCCUAAUGAAAGUUGGAGAAUUACGAGGAUAAAUGACCGCUAUGAGCUGUGUGACACUUAUCCAUCAUGUCUGGUUGUUCCAGUAAAUAUUUCCGAUGAGGAAUUAAGAAAAGUAGCAGCUUUCAGGGCCAAAGAUCGAAUACCAGCUUUAUCAUGGAUUCAUCCAGAAAGUCAAGCUACUAUAAUACGAUGCAGUCAACCUAUGGUUGGGGUCAAUGGAAAGCGAUGCAAAGAGGAUGAAAAGUACUUGCAGUCUAUCAUGGAUGCCAACGCUCAGUCCCACAAGAUUUUUAUAUUUGAUGCAAGGCCCAGUGUUACUGCUGUUGCUAAUAAGUGUAAGGGUGGGGGCUGUGAAAGUGAAGAUGCUUAUCAGAAUGCCGAAGUAGUCUUCCUGGACAUCCAUAAUAUUCAUGUUAUGAGGGAAUGUAUGAGAAAGCUGAAGGAGAUUGUGUAUCCAAGCAUCCAGGAGUCAAACUGGCUUUCUAAUUUGGAGUCUACUCACUGGCUGGAACAUAUCAAGCUCAUUCUUGCAGGUGCCCUUAGGAUUGCUGACAAAGUUGAAUCUGGAAAAACAUCUGUGGUUGUCCACUGCAGUGAUGGAUGGGACCGUACGGCACAGCUCACCUCUUUAGCAAUGCUUAUGCUUGAUGGCUACUACAGGACCAUAAAAGGAUUUGAAGUGCUUGUGGAAAAGGAGUGGCUGAGCUUUGGACACAGAUUCCAACUUAGAAUUGGCUAUGGGGAUAAAAACCAUGCUGAUGCCGACAAGUCUCCAGUAUUCUUGCAGUUUAUUGACUGUGUGUGGCAAAUGACCAGACAGUUCCCUCAUGCAUUUGAAUUCAAUGAAUACUUUCUGCUUAUGAUUCUCGACCAUCUUUAUAGCUGUUUGUUUGGAACGUUCCUUUGUAACAGCGAGCAACAGAGAUUAAAGGAGGGGAUUCUAAAAGGCACCAUGUCCUUGUGGUCCUUUAUAAACUCCCAACUAGAAGAUUUCACUAAUCCGCUGUACGUAAAUUACUCCAACCAUGUCCUGUAUCCCGUGGCCAAUACAAGACAUCUGGAGCUCUGGGUAGGAUAUUAUAUAAGGUGGAAUCCAAGGACAAAACCACAGGAGCCCCUCAACAAUCGAUUCAAAGACCUUCUAUCCAAGCGUGCAGAGCUCCAGAAAAAGUUGGAAGACCUUAAGCGAGAACUUGGCAAUCGCUCUUCUUCAACAGAGAGAGGUGGCUCCCCUCAUUCUGCUACUACCAUUCAGACAGUUGUAUAGUCAUUGCCUUAAUUUGCAUUACAUUUAUGUUUCAAUUGUAUUUAUUUGGUAUAAAUUGCUUUGAAGAACACAA